AUGUCCGUCUCGAGUAAGAUUAAUGUUAUCCUAUUGAUACUCUUAGUCAAAUUUGUUACUACCAAUUCAUCUUCGUAUUCAGCUUGUACAAAACGGCUAGAAAUAUUAUUUAGACAUUGUUUGCUUUCCGCUUUAAUUUCAAAGCGUUGUCUUGGUCUGAACGAAAGGGUCAUUUCUUCUUCUUAUAGUGGCAUUGAAGAAUUGAAGAAACUUUGUAAUUCAUGUAGAGGCUGUGAAGUUUCAUUUAUGAGUUGUUCAGUUAGUAAACUGGACUCUAUUGACAACAGAGAAUGUUCACAAGCUAAAAUGUAUUCAAAUACGUUUCGUAGAAAACUUGCAGCCAAAUAA
Messenger RNA from Schistosoma intercalatum, 348 nucleotides. Lineage: Eukaryota; Metazoa; Platyhelminthes; Trematoda; Strigeidida; Schistosomatidae. The record is from the annotation of a GenBank genome assembly.